AACUCGACAUAAUACCUGUUUGAACACCUUAUACAGCACACAAUUCGUCGCAAUGGCUCCUGGACUUGUUGAGAACACCUUGAACGAUGUGAGCGAUGUAGCCGAGAAGGAGUACAUCAAGGACAAACUCCAGAGCACAGAGUCAAAGGAGGCCUUCGGCCAAAGUGCUAAGACCACCAACUAUGACGUUGAACUCCGCGGCGAUGGCAAGCACGCCCCAGCAGCAUACCCUCACUACCUUCCCUACUGGGACCCUGAUACUCGCUAUCCUCCGUAUGAGCCAUUCGAGGCCGUCCAGCCGGGCAAGAAUGCCGACCCAAGCUUCCCCAACCUGCUCGCAGGCGCGGAAGUUCGCGACCUUACCGCCAACAUCGGAGCUGAAGUGACUGGCGUCCAGCUUUCGAAGCUUACCAACGCCGGCAAGGACGAGCUUGCCCGCUUCGUGGCCGAGAAGAAAGUGGUCGCGUUCCGGGCACAAGACUUUGCGGACUUGCCCAUUCAGGAGGCUCUCGACAUCGCGGAGUACUUCGGACCAUCUCACAUUCACCCUGCGUCUGGUGCUCCGAAGGGCUUCCCGAAGGUUCACUUGGUGCAUCGUUCGGCAUCGGAUACGACUGCCAAGGACUACUUCCAGGAGAGGACCAAUUCGAUCACAUGGCACUCCGACGUUACGUACGAGAUGCAGCCUCCGUCCACAACGUUCUUGUAUCGUCUCGACGGACCUGAUGCGGGAGGUGACACACUGUUCGCAAAUAUGGCAGAGGCGUACAAGAGGCUGUCACCCGCCUUUCAGGAGCGCCUUCAUGGCCUCAAAGCGGUCCACUCAGGCCACGAGCAAGCCCAGCAAGCCCUCGCACGCGGUGGCAUUGUCCGACGUGAUCCAGUCUCGAACGUACAUCCUAUCGUCCGAACGCACCCAGUAACUGGCGAGAAGGCGUUGUUCGUCAACACUCAGUUCACCAAAAGAAUAGUAGGGUUCAAGAAGGAAGAGUCUGAUUUCCUACUGAAGUUCCUGUUCGACCAUGUGGCUCUUGGUGCAGACUUCCACGCUCGCGUGAAGUGGGAGAAGGGCACUGUGGUCGUUUGGGACAACCGCGUCACCGCACACACAGCGCUCUUGGACUGGCAGGAUGGACAGAGGCGCCACCUUGCUAGGCUGACGCCUCGUGCCGAAAGGCCAUUUGAGACUCCAUUCGAGAGCAACUGAGCGAGAGGUCGUCUUUUGAAUGAAGAGUUGGCGAUUGCUCGGCGUCAAUCUCACAAAGUCGUCAUUAACGUGAAUGAAUAAGUGCCGCUCUUUCACGCGUCAACGAGUCGAAUGAUCUAAGAACUCUAUUGGAAGAGACAGUUCCAGAAGGGUAAAAUGCAUGCAGCGUGGCAUCAAAGUCUUCCUUCUUUUCAGUAAAUUACAAUCUGUCUUGGAAAACGAUUCAUGGAGAAGCGAAACAGGCGUGUUAAAUAGGUCUAUUCCUAGCUGUUAGUCGACAAUAAUGCUCAACGUCUGUCUUG
Zymoseptoria tritici IPO323 is the source of this 1509-nucleotide messenger RNA. RefSeq lists its product as uncharacterized. Bases 53 to 1207 code for a protein of 384 amino acids. Gene Ontology annotation, cellular component: cytoplasm. Gene Ontology annotation, molecular function: 2-oxoglutarate-dependent dioxygenase activity. The record is from RefSeq and is a predicted model, not a curated record. NCBI's taxonomy places the organism in Eukaryota, Fungi, Ascomycota, Dothideomycetes, Mycosphaerellales, Mycosphaerellaceae. The transcript has 6 exons.